AUGAAGCUUGCCUGGUCAUUUGCUGCUCUUGCCUCAGCCCGUCUGGGCGACGAAACAGCCCUCUCUGAGGAUCGAAUCUGGACCGCUGAUGUCACUGACUACCAGGCCUUCACCCUCGACGCCGACAAUCCCACCGCCUCCUGGUCCGUUCCCGUCUUCCCCGAUGCGAGCGGUUACGAUCGAUACUUGCCUAACAAGUACUACCGAAUCUACGUCACCGUCCCGGAAAAGAAGUCAAUCUCCGUCUCUUUCGCAAAUUUCGACGUUGAAGAAGCCGACGUCAACGGCGAGUGCAACUUGGACGCGGCCAUCAUCAUCAACGGCCCUGACGGAAACGCCGAGCUCGCCAGAUACUGCGGAAACGAUCCCAAGUCGAACUCGAUCGAAGUUGAGCCUGUUUUCGGGACUCGCGAGGACAUGACGCUCGUUUUCAAAACAAACGAAAACACCGUCGUCCACCGGGGCUUCACUGCUACCUUCACUCUCAUCGACCUGCCGGAAAAUGUGCUCGCUUGGAAUAUGAUCAACAACGCGUUUGAAAACUUGAAGACUGAGGUCUUCAACGGCCAUGGUCAUCGACAAGAUCAUAUCCAGAACAAAAAGUCAGCCCACAUGCAAAAAAUCAUGGAACGAUUCGUCUGGAUGAAGGACCACAGCUCCGUCGACCCACCGUGCACAAAAAAGGCGAUGCCCGGAACCGGCGAUGAUUUCAUGCAACCAACAACCGACUUUUCCGACCCUUGCGCCGCCCUUGGAAACUUUGUCGACUCGAUCAGGACCUUCCACUACGCGUACGUCUGCAUGGACGGCAUUUCGCUAGCGGACAAAGUCCCUGGAGAAACAAAGAAAGAACGACGAGCAAGAAAAAUGAAGCGGCCAAGCGUGGCCGUUAAAAUGCUUCAUCGACAAAAGAAGUUUUUGACCGACAAGAAGUUCCACGCCAUGGGCUGCCUGCUCUAA
Molecule: messenger RNA, 960 nt
Organism: Oikopleura dioica
Lineage: Eukaryota; Metazoa; Chordata; Appendicularia; Copelata; Oikopleuridae
Source: the annotation of a GenBank genome assembly